Bactrocera neohumeralis is the source of this 7871-nucleotide messenger RNA. It is a transcript of the gene Meltrin, whose product is annotated as disintegrin and metalloproteinase domain-containing protein 12. Gene Ontology annotation, biological process: membrane protein ectodomain proteolysis. The record is from RefSeq and is a predicted model, not a curated record. The transcript has 10 exons. Gene Ontology annotation, molecular function: metalloendopeptidase activity. Bases 1520 to 5935 code for a protein of 1471 amino acids. Lineage: Eukaryota; Metazoa; Arthropoda; Insecta; Diptera; Tephritidae.
CCGGAGAUUAUUGUAGGAAAUGGUUGGAUGCGCACAGUGUUUUUCGGUCGAUGCGUGUUUAUUUUUUCUUGAAUGCCUGGUCUGAGCUAUCUGCUAAUUAAUCGGUUUUCGUAGUGUGUAGAAAAAUCGACAGAAUUAAAGUGACGUGCGCUCAGUGAUAUUAAAAAAAUCGAAUACAAAAUAAAUGCGGAAAUUGGAAAAGUGCGUGCGAGUUUAGAAAAAAUAUUUGUUUUUGUAGUGUAAUACAAAAAAGUUGAAAUAUCUUUGCGUGAUUUUAAUGAAUGUCUAGUGAAAAGAAUAAGCGAAAGGAAGCUUGAGCAAAAAUAUAUUUGAAAGAGUAAGCUAAAGAGAGAAUCGUAAUCUUAAAAGCUGCUCGAAAAAAGAUAUGAAAACGUAAUGCGUUAAGUGGUAUAACCAAAUAAGAGUGCAGAAUAGCAAUGAAGAAGCUGAGUGGAGUAGUGAUAAAAAAUACGAAAAAUAAACAAAACGUGGAUGUUUGUAUGUUUUAUUCGCGGUGCUUGAAUGUGCUUUCAUUGUAGUGGUGGAAUAUAUAUAGUGUAGAAAAAAAAACAAAUAAAUAAAAAAAGUUGGAAUUUUGGAAAACAAUUUAAAAUAAUAACAACUAUUAAUUGUUGUGGCAAACAAAGCGUGCGAAGUUUGUGUGUAACAGUGUGCGCAUAAAGUUGCAAAUGUCAACAACUAAGCAAAUAAACAAAACAAAGAGAAUAUAAACAAUCAUAACGGCUUUUGCUCACCCGCCACCCCCUUGUUAGCAGUGUUGAGAAAAUUAAUAUAUUUAGUGGCACACCCUCAGCGACGCUGCAUUUGCAAAUCCAUAUUUAAUGUAAGGAACUUAAAAAAUUCUUCUUUUACCAACUCGACAUACUAGCAAUCGUAUGUGUGUGUGCACAUGUAUGCAGACGCGCCCCUAUAUUGACCUGUGAUUUCCGUCUACGUCUGGGAAACAUAAACAUAUGUGAAUAGAUAACAAAAAGAAAAGCAGUGUGGACUUGAGAAAAAGGGGUUGGCACCUACAAAUACGUCCGCCCAAGCAAGCUCCACAGGCUGAAUUCGUUCGUUCGUGCGAAGUGUGAUGUCACCACAUCUGCUUGCAUUGACUACUAAUCCACUGCAGACGCUACUGCUACCAACAACACUAACAACAAGCACGUUUUACAUAGGCCUUGCAUCAUCAUUGCCGACUGCAUUCCCAACACUUUGUUUGGUUGUCUCGACUCUUUAGCUUGCUGUUCUUGUGAAGUAUCUGCUGCUCGCCAACCGCGUGUUACGCAUUAGCCCCAAAUCCCUAAGGCCCCGUUAACGCAUCCCCCCAACUAAUCCGAACACAUAUGCAUACGUAAACAUUGCCAUACACAGAACGAGCAACUUGCAUACACACUCGGGUACUUGUCGUCUUGUGGCAUAUUAAUUGCAUUGCCAUCUGCCUCCCGCCGCCUCUCAACUUGUCAACGGACCUCUUUCGCACAGCUGUGCUGUUAAGUAUUUCUACUGCUGAGAAAUGUCACGACGGUUUUUAUCGCGCCACCACCUAACAGCGCUCGGCAAGCUCCUACUGCUGGUCACCAUAUGUUGGCAGGCAGCAUGUGCCAACGCGAGCGAAAAUGCACAAACCAAAGCACAUUCAUCAUAUCCACAGACUGGUGAUUUUUUUCCUGCCCUUAAUGAGUUCACAAGCCAUUCCGUGAUACGCCCUGAAAUUCUGCAUGGGCGACACAAACGCGCCUUGCGAAGCACAUUGGAUGCGGAGGAAGGUCAACAUGUUCCGCACAUAACACUCACGUACCAGCAUGAAGGUCAACGCGUACACAUUGACCUGCAUCGCAACGAUGAGUUACUGCCAGCCGAGCAUUUCCUCCGCUAUCAGCAUUCGAGUUCGCCAACGGGGCGUGUGGUAAAAAAUUUCACAAAGACUGAAUUGGAAUUAUGUCAUUACCAGGGCACUAUACGCGGCAAACCGCUUUCCAAUGUUGCCAUAUCCACUUGUAAUGGCGGUGGUGUCAAUGGUCUGGUUUACGAUGGUACCGACACAUAUUUCAUACACUCCGGUAGUGAUGGGCGGUUGCAGGAUGAUCAUUUUUUAUUUCGACAUGCUGAUUUGUUGAAUAAAAAUGCAACCUGUGGCUACGACAGUGCCACCGACAACCACGCACACACUCCUUUCGGGAAGGUUGAGAAUUUGCGGCGAAAGAGUGGCGACUCGCCAGAAGCACCAAUGCACUUAGACGGUUCGGAAAUCAAUCGCAUUUUAAGGUAUAAAAGAUCCUAUGAGAAUAAUGAUGUGAUACGCGGUCCUUACAAUGCCAACAAACACUCGUCCUAUGUAGAACUUGUUAUUGUGGUUGACAAUAAAUUGUAUAAAUCGUUUGGGGAGAGCUCGAAGAAAGUACAUCAGCAUUGCAAGGACUUAGCCAAUAUAAUCAAUGCGUUAUACGUACCAUUGAAUAUCUUUGUCGCUCUGGUGGGUGUGGUCAUCUGGAACGAGUACAAUGAGAUUGAGUUUUCUACUGAUGGAGAUCUAACGCUCCGCAACUUCCUCAACUAUCGGCGAACCAAACUGGUGCUGGACCAUCCUAAUGAUAAUGCGCAGUUGCUGACCAAAGAGCAAUUUAGCGGCGGCGUUGUUGGCAAAGCGUUGAAGGGUCCCAUUUGCACGCACGAGUACUCGGGUGGCGUUUCGAAUGAGCACAGUCAAAUUGUAGCUGUUGUGGCCACCACAAUGGCGCACGAAAUGGGCCACAACUUUGGCAUGGAGCACGAUUCGUCCGACUGUAAGUGCCAGGAUGAGAAAUGCAUAAUGUCAGCUUCGUCCACAUCUGUGGUGCCGGUGCAUUGGAGCAGUUGUAGCAUUGACCAGCUGAACAUAGCUUUUUCGCGUGGCAUGAACUAUUGCCUACGCAACAAACCCACCAAGUUGUUCGAGUCACCGCAAUGCGGCAACGGUUUCGUGGAGCCCGGCGAGCAAUGUGACUGUGGGCUGCCCAACUACUGUGAGAAUACCUGCUGCGACCCGUACACUUGCAUGCUGCACACAAACGCGUCUUGUGCCACUGGUGAAUGCUGUGAUUUGAGUACAUGUCGUCCCAAAGCGGCCGGACAGGCAUGCCGUGUGGCCGAAAACGAAUGUGAUUUGCCCGAAUACUGCACCGGCGAGUCGGAAUACUGUCCGGCAGAUGUGUUCAAACGUGACACCGAAGAGUGCGACAGCGGACAAGCUUAUUGCUUCCAAGGAAAUUGUCGUUCGCACUCGCAACAGUGUCGCAUACUGUGGGGACCGACCGGUGAGAGCUCAGAGCAUUGCUACAGCAAAAAUGUUGAAGGCAAGCGUGGCGGCAAUUGCGGCUUCGAUCGCAUCAACAACACAUUUAUUCGGUGCGAGGACGAGCACGUACGUUGCGGCAUGUUGCAUUGCCGGCAUUUGAAUGAACGGCUAGAAUUCGGCAUGGAAUCGGCUGCAGUGCUGUCGCAUUCAUUCAUCAAUCAUGAGGGCAAUAUAGUGCCGUGUCGCACAGCGCUGGUCGAUUUGGGGCUACAAAGCACAGAUCCCGGACUUACGCCUAAUGGCGCCAAGUGUGGCGAAGACAAAAUGUGUGUCAACCAAAAGUGCCUAACGAUAGAACGUGUACGUGCCACAGGGCUCGGCAGGCAGUGUCCAGAUAAUUGUAAUGGCAAUGGUGUAUGCAACAGUCUCGGCAAUUGCCACUGCCAUGUAGGCUACUCGGGCACAACAUGUCGCCUGCCAGGACCUGGCGGUUCAAUCAACAGUGGACCAGCAUCGUCACCGACCAGUCAUCAAGCUUUCCAGAACUUCAUGUACAUCUUUUUCUUCGCCGUUAUACCGUUUAUGGUGUUCAUUAUCUGGCUCUCUUACUAUAUACGCAAUCGGCGCUUCUUCAUUGGCGGCAAGCUGGCUGAAAAUAUCAUCAAAGCGGCCAGCGCCAAGCAAGCACCCGCUCGUCCUGAUCACGGUCCUCAUGGCGGUGGUGUCGGCGGCAGCGCCGGACACAGCCUGCCCAAGUCUACGCCCAGCAGUACGGACGAUAUGAAUUCUGCGCUGCUGAAGUCCCCCAGCGACUCGAAUGACACUUCCGUUGGCAAUGGCAUGUUUGGCAAAUUCAAAGGCUUUACCCUGCGUCCUCUCAAUGAUACCACUUCACCGACCAACAACUUCAAUGCACCAAAUGUGGCUUAUGUACAGCCCACGGUACAGGACACAGCCGCAAUGAAUGGCGGUGUACCACAACGCUCUGCGCCACCACCACCAUUGGUUAAAGGUAAAUCGGUGGAUGCGGUACAACCCACACGUUGGGCGCCACCGCCACCAGUGGGCGUUGCAACUGCACCAGCAUUACCACCACCGAAUCCCGGCUCGAAUGCGCGCCCGAUCAUAUCGAUGCCGGUAUUGGAGACCUCUACAAUGACGCUGCCACUAAAAAAGUCGAGCGGUGAGGUGUCGCCAACGCCCUCCGCACCCUUACCAUCCAGUCAAUCAGGAUCGUUACCGCGUCCAGCGCCACCACCGCCGGUGCCUUUACAUGCAGACCCCAAGUUGAAUGUGAAACGCGAUGGUACCAUAAGGCGUAUUGCAUCUUUUCUAAAGAAGGAGGAGAAGGCACCGUUGAAGGAGAAGACUUACAUCGAUCGCGAGAAAUUGAAGAAUAUCGAGAUAUCAGCACCAAUGCCAGUGGCACCGCAAGGCGAGUCUUCCAAUUCGGACUCAGAGACUACGCCUAAGGAGGAGGAAACAAAAAAUUUAGUAAAGCGUGCACAGUCAAUGCGUUCUCCAACGAAGAAAACCAACGUGCAGACAUUCGGUUCUAUGCGUUACGCACCGGGUAGUGCACGACCAAAGAGUGUAGCGGCUGCCGCGGCGGCUUCGCGUCCAAAAAGUCCACCGCCACGCCCACCACCGCUGAAGAAAACUAAUUCGACAACUUCUUCCGGCUACGCACUGCCUGUUGCCACUGCCAAGUCUAACGUGGAGAACACAUAUGAUGAUUGUGAGUUUGUCGAACAGCCGCUGACCACUGUAGGCGAGUCGAGUGAAGCGGACUCACCCACUUCUACCGAUAAUAUAUACUCCGUCAUUGACGAAAUACCGCCCGCUGCCCAAACUGUUAAGCGAAGCGAUUUCAUCAAUGAAAGCACUGACAUGGGUCUGCUUGGCGAGAUUGUGAACGAAAUUGAGAAGCGCAAUGGCGACUCAAUCUACAGCGCGUCAACGCUGGUAAAGAACAAGCCACAAUCAGCGGAAGAAGUAAAAAAUACAGCCGCUGAUGUGAAAACGAAACCAAAUGCCACAAACAGCAUUAGCACAAAUCAUGACGCCAAUGUAUCAGCGGAAGCUGCGAAACCGUCGGCAAGCGCAAAUACAGUUACAGCGCAGACUGUGCCUACAUAUUUGCGCCCGGCGCCAGUGAACGCGCCAGUUGCGCGAGUAGCGCCCACGCGUGCUGAUCUCACGUCCUCCACAGCAUUCUCUAGCUUUAAGCCCACUAGCUUAAGCGCAGCGCCCACAGCAGUUGGUGCCGCAGCUGCUGCCAACAAGAACAGCACAACUGCCGCCAAUCGCCUCAGCGGCGCCAACAGCACCAGCGGAAAUGCUGCGACGACAAGAAACAGAUCCUUCGCCAAAACACCUGUCGCCGCAAAUUCAACCACAACAACAACACGGACAACAAACAGCAGUAAUAGCACAGCACUGCCGUCCGCCACAAUCACAAAACCAAAACCGCUCUCCGCGAAACCCUCAUUCAAUAGUCAAAAGAAAGUAACACCCGCGCCCAGUGUGGGCGCUACAGGGGCACGCUUAGCAGCCACCGGUACGCCGCGAACGGCGCCCACUGUAAAGUCAGGAAACAUUGCCUCCCUCACGCAACGCUUCGAAAAGGGUGCGACAACCAAUGCGAGAAAGUAAAAUGGAUGGUGCGCUCUUAUUUUCCUAUGGCAGCUUUUUUGAUGCAUUUUCGCUGAUUUCUUUCAAAUGGCCCACAACACACAAACCAAACUGAUAUUUAUUCUGUGCGUGUAUAUUUGCUAAUGCUAGGAAAUAGUUUCUAGGAGCUCGACCGAAGUGUUUUAGGGUUGUUUGCGCCAUACUACCAUAUGAUUAAUGCGAUAAUUGUACAUUACACAUUAUGAUAUUGUAAUUAAGUUUAAACGAAGUAUGCAAAAUUUAUAAAAAUUAAGACGAGAGAUAAACUAAAUCAAUUCAAAAGUGAUAUUCAUUCCUUGGCAUAUUGUAGCGUCGAACGAAUUCGUUGUAGUUGUAUUGUAUGUAUGUAUAUUGUACGAAUAUAGUGCACCUAACUAUGCUAAAACUAUAUUUUUUAAAUUAGUUUAUAUAGAACGACAUAUGUUUUUGACCCCAAAUAUGUAUGUUAGCUUUAUGAUAAUAAAUUGAACCGUUAGAUUAAGUUUUGUAAAUUAUAUUGUUAAUUGAAAUAAAUAUUGGCAUGCAAGCAGUGAGAAUUUUUAUUUUCAAGAAUCUCAAAUUAAUUAUAUUAAGUGUAAAAAUUGUAUCAAAGCUUUCGCGAGAAGAAAUCUAUUAUUGAAAUUUUAUUUUUAAGUAAAAUAUAUUUUUUUUUAACCGUAUCGCUUCCACUUCAUGUAAUUUAAGUCAAGUAUAAAUAAUAUUGAAAACACUGCCUGUUUAUGAAGAAAAAAAUGAAUUUUCCAACUCUGACACAAAAAAUAUCUCAUAAAAUUGGGCGCCAAAUUAGCACAUUAAAGGUCCGGUAGUCUACAAAGUUUCUUAUAUGUAAACAAUAACCUUUGAUUUUACUACUUUUUUUACUUUCGUAACUUGCUUUUACUUUGUUUUAAGUGUGCGGUUGAAGAGCGUAUUCACUUAUUUCACGUGUAGUAAAAAAUAUUAGAAUCUUCCGUUAGUUUCUGUGAGUUUUCUUUUCACUGAACAUUACUGCCUUAAAUUAAGAUUGCCACAGCAGUGAACCCUGGCAGCUUUUUAGCUAGCUAGCUAGCUCUCAAGAUCGACUAUAACAGCUGAUGCUGUAACGUGCUCAAAAAGCAAACGAAUCUAAUCUUUAAUUUUUUGUUUGUUAAUUUUCAUAACGAACUGUUUUUAAUAUAUUAAACUAAAAACGAAGCCAAAGAAAUCAUAAAGUGCACUGAGAUUUCUUUCGCUGUUAUAAAUAAGCGAGUUUAUUAAGUGAAAACAGUAAAAGAAUUAAUUAUGUAAAGUAAUAUUAGUAAAUAGCAACAUUUUGUUGAAACUAGAUAAAUAUUUUCGCAUUCAAACUAAUUGUCAAUUGCCUGUACAACCCAAAACGAACAUAAAAAAAUUUCGUUCGUUUAUUCCGAAAAAUAUAUAUCCCACUAAACUCCUUAUAUGGUAUUUGAAAUACGCAUAGCUUACUAAAUUAAUGCAAUUGUCUGAAUUUGUAAGCACUUUUGCAAUUAAACUGCAAUUAGUUUACAAACAUGCAGAAAUAUGCAAAACCUAGGCACACACACAUACGUACCCAUAUACAUACUCGACUAUAUCAAAACUAAAUUAAGACACUUAAUCUUAAUGUAUGCAUUUUGCUAGUAACUACAUGUCAAUCUGAGUGUGUUGCGCGCAUUCCAAAAUUAUUGCUUUGCGUGCAAAUUGAAAUUGCAAAAUUAAUUAUACAAACAAGCAUAAAUAUUUAAAUUAUUACCUACUAUUAGUCUUGAAGUUAUUGAAUUGUGUUAUUUAAAGUAAAAAACGCAAAUAUAGCUAUACAAAAUGUAAUACAAAUUAUGAAUACUUAUGACAAGUGAAACUGUAUAUUAAUUAUAACUACAUAGAUACAACAAAAGUGAUGACACAAAUAAACUACUUUUUCAUAAAACUUAAUGUAACGAAA